GCUCCUUCUCUGCCGUGGCAGCCGCAGCGGCGCGAGGCUCGACAUGGAUGCUCUCGAAGACUACGUAUGGCCACGGGCAACCUCGGAGCUCAUACUCCUCCCGGUCACGGGUCUGGAGUGCGUGGGGGACCGGCUGUUGGCGGGUGAAGGGCCAGACAUGCUGGUGUACAGCUUGGACUUUGGUGGACAUCUGCGGAUGAUGAAGCGAGUACAGAACCUGCUUGGCCACUAUCUUAUCCAUGGGUUCCGGGUGCGGCCAGAGCCCAGUGGGGACCUUGACUCAGAGGCCAUGGUGGCUGUAUUUGGGAGCAAGGGGCUCCAAAUCGUUAAAGUUAGCUGGGGGCAAGGCCGUUUUCGGGAGCUUUGGCGCUCUGGCCUGUGGAACAUGUCUGACUGGAUCUGGGAUGUACGCUGGCUGGAGGGGAAUGUGGCCUUGGCCCUUGGCCACAAUUCAGUAGUGCUUUAUGACCCCGUGGUAGGGAGCAUUCUACAGGAGGUGCCUUGCAUGGACAGGUGCACCCUGUCCUCAGCUUGCCUGAUUGGAGAAACCUGGAAAGAGCUGACCAUGGUGGCAGGUGCCGUUUCCAACCAGCUCCUAGUCUGGUAUCCAGCAGCUGGUUCAACAGACAAGCCUGUGGCACCCGACCGGCAGGUCAGUGGGCAUGUGGGUGUCAUCUUCAGCAUGUCUUACCUAGAAAGCAAGGGCAUGCUGGCCACAGCUUCAGAAGACAGAAGUGUCCACAUCUGGAAAGUGGGUGACCUGCGGGUACCUGGGGGUCGGGUGCAGAAUAUUGGGCACUGCUUUGGGCACACUGCCCGUGUAUGGCAGGUCAAGCUCCUAGAGAAUUACCUUAUCAGUGCAGGAGAGGACUGUGUCUGCCUGGUAUGGAGCCAUGAAUGUGAGAUCCUCCAGGCCUUUCGAGGCCACCAGGGCCGUGGGAUCCGGGCCAUAGCUGCCCAUGAGCAGCAGGCCUGGGUGAUCACUGGUGGUGAUGACUCAGGCAUCCGGCUGUGGCAUCUGGUAGGACGUGGGUACCCAGGCUCGGGAGUCUCAGCUCUCUGCUUCAAGUCUCGUAGCAGGGCAGGUACUCUCAAGGCUGUGACGUUGGCUGGCUCUUGGCGACUGUUAGCAGUGACUGACAAAGGGGCCCUGUAUCUCUAUGACCUCGAGGUCAAGUGCUGGGAACAGCUGCUGGAAGACAAACGCUUCCAGUCCUAUUGCCUGCUGGAGGCAGCCCCUGGUCCUGAGGGCUUCGGUCUGUGUGCCAUGGCCAAUGGGGAGGGUCGUGUCAAGGUCGUCCCCAUCAACACUCCAGCUGCUGCCGUGGACCAGACCCUGUUCCAAGGAAAAGUGUACAGCCUGAGCUGGGCCCUGCGUGGCUAUGAGGAGCUCCUGUUGCUGGCAUCAGGUCCUGGUGGAGUGGUGGCUUGCUUGGAGAUCUCAGCUGCAGCCUCUGGCAAGGCCAUCUUUGUCAAUGAACGCUGCCGCUACCUGCUACCACCGAGCAAGCAGAGGUGGCACACAUGUAGCGCCUUCCUGCCCCCGGGUGACUUCCUGGUGUGUGGGGACCGUCGAGGCUCUGUGCUGCUGUUCCCCUCCAGACCAGGUCUACUCAAGGCCCCUGUGGUCGGAGGCAAGGCUGGGGUUGGGGCAUCUGGAGCUGGUGGUGGCAAUGGUGAGGGUGGAAAUGCAUCAGCUGGGUGGGGUCCUGUGUCCACCCUCCCUUCUCUGCAUGGGAAGCAGGGUGUAACCUCAGUCACCUGCCACGGUGGCUAUGUGUAUACCACAGGGCGUGAUGGGGCCUACUACCAGCUCUUUGUGCGAGGCGGCCAGCUCCAGCCAAUUCUACGACAGAAGUCCUGUCGAGGCAUGAAUUGGCUGGCUGGGCUCCGCAUGGUGGCCGAUGGGAGCUUGGUCAUCCUAGGAUUCCAUGCCAAUGAAUUUGUGGUAUGGAGCCCCCGGUCACAUGAGAAGCUGCACAUUGUCAACUGUGGUGGAGGGCACCGCUCCUGGGCCUUCUCUGAUACCGAGGCAGCUGUGGCCUUCGCCUACCUCAAAGAUGGGGAUGUCAUGCUGUACCGGGCCCUGGGUGGCUGCACCCGGCCACAUGUGAUUCUCCGGGAGGGUCUGCAUGGCCGUGAGAUAACCUGUGUAAAGCGUGUGGGCACCAUCACCCUGGGGCCUGAAUUUGGGGUACAGCCUGACAACCUGGAGCCUGGCAGCAAGGGACCCGGCCUGACUGACAUUGUCAUCACAUGUAGUGAGGACACUACUGUUUGUGUCCUGGCACUUCCUACAGCCACAGGCUCAGCCCAUGCCCUCACAGCUGUCUGCAACCAUAUCUCCUCGGUACGCGCUGUGGCUGUCUGGGGCGUUGGUACCCCAGGUGGCCCUGAGGAUCCUUGGCCAGGUCUGACUGCCUAUGUGGUGUCUGCGGGUGGCCGGGCUGAGAUGCACUGCUUCAGCAUCAUGGUCACCCCAGACCCUAGCACCCCGAGCCGUCUUGCCUGCCAUGUCAUGCACCUUUCUUCACACCGGCUAGAUGAGUACUGGGACCGGCAGCGCAAUCGGCACCGGAUGGUCAAGGUGGACCCAGAAAUCAGGUACAUGUCCCUUGCUGUCUGCGAGUUUGACCAGCCUGGUCUUGGCCCCCUUGUGGCUGCAGCCUGUAGUGAUGGGGCCGUGAGGCUUUUUCUCUUGCAGGACUCUGGGCGGCGGAUGCAACUCUUUGCUGAAACCUUCCACCACAAGCGUUGUGUCCUCAGGGUCCACUCCUUUACACACGAGUCAUCCAACCAGCGGCGGAGGCUGCUCCUGUGCAGUGCAGCCACCGAUGGCAGCCUGGCCUUCUGGGACCUCACUACUGUGCUAGACCAUGGCUCCAGUACCCUGGAGGCGUCAGCAGACCCUGGCCUUCCCUACCGGCUGGGCAACCCCUGUCUGACACUCCAGGCCCACAGCUGUGGUGUCAACAGCCUGCACACCUUGCCCACUCAUGAGGGCCCCCAUCUCGUGGCCAGUGGCAGUGAGGAUGGCUCCCUCCAUGUCUUUGUGCUUGCGGUGGAGGUGGCAGAGCUGGAAGAGGCUGCAGGGGAAGCUGAGCUGGGGCCCCAGCUGCAUGUCCUAGAGGAAUACUCUGUCCCUUGUGCACAUGCUGCCCAUGUGACAGGCCUCAAGAUCCUGAGCCCAAGCCUCAUGGUCUCAGCAUCCAUUGACCAGCGGCUGACCUUCUGGCGUCUGGGGCAUGGUGAGCCCACUUUCAUGAACAGUGCUGUGUACCAUGUGCCAGACGUGGCUGACAUGGACUGCUGGCCUGUGAGCCCUGAGUUUGGUCACCGUUGUGCUCUUGGGGGUCAGGGACUUGAGGUUUACAACUGGUACGACUGAGUCGUUCCACGGUGGCUGGCAUGCCAACAUAAUGGAGCAGGAGUGACUGCCCAUGCCCACUGAACCUUGAGGGGAAGAAGAGGCAGCCUCAGGUUCUUGACUUCAGAGCAGGAAUUGGAAGUGAGUAGUGCUGCUUGGGUGACCAAGAAUAUAUCAACCUCCACUCCCCACACUAGGACACAGCUUUAUAGCAGAAGCAAUUUAUUUUGGCACCAGGCCCCUAACAAAACUUGUAUGUUUUUUUUGAGUUGAUGACCUUGUGAACAUUCCCCAUGUUGGACAUCUGUGGCCUCAGAGGUAGCUCAGCGGAGGGAGGCCCAGCAUGGCCAGGCCAGCAUGGAGCACCUCACGCACAGCCCGUAGAAGCUGCAGGCGGGCAAACAUCUGACCAAAGAGGUGUGGUCGAGGCUCCUGGAGGAGAACGGGCCCACUGAUCUCAACCUCUGCUUUCCCUGCCUUCACCCUGCACCUCCCACACACCCCCCUCUCUUGCUGUGCACUCACCCCUAGAACAUGUACACGGUUAUAGUAUGAGCUGAAAUCCAUGCUGAGUUGCACCAGGAACUUGCACAGCUGGAGACAGAGAUUGAGUCACUGGCCUAUCCCUCAAUGCUCUUGUGCCCCAGCCCAGAAUAAAGAAUAGAGGAAAUAAUGUAUG
Messenger RNA from Choloepus didactylus (southern two-toed sloth), 4046 nucleotides. It is a transcript of the gene WDR6, whose product is annotated as WD repeat domain 6. Gene Ontology annotation, biological process: tRNA methylation. Gene Ontology annotation, cellular component: cytoplasm. The coding region runs from base 44 to 3388 and encodes 1114 amino acids. The record is from RefSeq and is a predicted model, not a curated record. Lineage: Eukaryota; Metazoa; Chordata; Mammalia; Pilosa; Megalonychidae. Gene Ontology annotation, molecular function: protein binding. The transcript has 6 exons.